Lathyrus oleraceus (garden pea) is the source of this 1305-nucleotide messenger RNA. RefSeq lists its product as uncharacterized. Gene Ontology annotation, molecular function: nucleic acid binding; zinc ion binding. The record is from RefSeq and is a predicted model, not a curated record. The transcript is spliced from 2 exons. The annotation marks the transcript as partial. Lineage: Eukaryota; Viridiplantae; Streptophyta; Magnoliopsida; Fabales; Fabaceae.
AUGGCUGGAAGGAAUGACGCUGCAAUGGCUGCCGCAAUGCAAGCGAUGGCACAAGCUGUGCAGAACUUGCCAAAUGCUGGUGGAGAUGCUGGAUCACGUAGCUUGGCGAAUUUUCAAAGAGAGAAUCCGCCGGUGUUUAAAGGGAAGCAUGAUCCAGAUGCAGCCUUGGGAUGGUUGAAAGAGAUCGAGAGAAUCUUCCGUGUUAUGGAUUGCACUCCAGCUCAGAAGGUUCGGUAUGGUACUCACAUGCUAGCAGUCGAAGCUGAUGACUGGUGGCUAGAGACUCACGAGAGGUUGACCGUGGCAGGUGAAGUCAUUACUUGGGAUGUAUUCCGUAGGGAAUUCAUGAGAAAGUAUUAUCCGGAAGAUGUCCGUGGUAAGAAAGAAAUUGAGUUCCUUGAGCUGAAGCAAGGAAACAUGUCUGUCACUGAUUAUGCUGCAAAAUUUGUGGAGUUGUCCAAAUUUUAUCCUCAUUACACUGGUGCUGAUGCUGAAUUUUCAAAGUGCAUCAAGUUUGAAAACGAAGACAAUAAUGCUCAUUACAAGAUUGUCAGUGACCGCAGGGGCAAGCAACAUCAAAACCGUGGCAAGCCGUAUGAUGCUCCAGUGGGAAAAGGGAAACAAGGAGCUGCUCCGGCUCAGAGGACUAGUAGGGGAGGUGCUCCUGCUGGUAUAGUUUGCUUCAAAUGUGGUCAGGCUGGUCAUAAGAGUAAUGUAUGCACUGCUGAAGUAAAGAGGUGUUUUCGCUGUGGUAAGACUGGCCAUGCAAUAGCUGAUUGCAAGCACAAGGAAAUGAUUUGUUUUAAUUGUGGCGAAGAAGGGCAUAUUGGAAGUCAGUGUCAGAAGCCAAAGAAAUCUCAAACUGGAAAGGUGUUCGCAUUGACCGGAACUCAAACCUCCAGUGAGGACAGACUUAUCCGAGGUACAUGUUUCAUAAAUGGUACUCCUUUAAUUACUAUUAUUGAUACCGGUGCUACACACUGUUUUAUUUCUGCUAACUGUGCUCGAAGACUGGGUUUAAAAUUGUCCGCUUUGGAUGGUGAAUUGAUUGUUGAGACCCCAGCUAAGGGAUCAAUAACUACUUCUUUGGUAUGUUUAAAAUGUCCUUUGUCGAUCUUCGAUAAAGAUUUCUAUGUUGAUUUAGUAUGUUUGCCGUUGGAUGGCAUGGAUGUAAUUCUUGGUAUGAACUGGUUAGAGUAUAAUUAUGUUCAUAUAAAUUGUCAUCAUAAGUCGGUGAGGUUUUCCACUCCUGAAGAGGAAGGAGUUGACUUAUUACCUUUCAGAGAAUUGCGAAAAUUGAUGAAA